CCACUCAUAGAACAGAUCGCAAAUUCGCAAUCGGUUUCGUUGCCUCCCCCAUGGCGAGCGUCCGUACCGAGCGGCUCGCGUCGUGCCUCGCCGCCGUGGCCACCAAACCGGCCGACUUCCGCCGCGCGCACGCCAUCCUCCUCACCUCCGGCCACCUCUCCUCCCGCUACUCCGUCAACUGCCUCAUCCGCGCCGCCUCCGCCCCCUCCGCCUCCGCCCUUCUCCUUCGUUUCCUCCUCAACCACCGCCUCCUGCCGGACCACCUGUCCCUCUCCUUUUCCCUCCACCCCUGCUCCCGCCUCCCGAGCCACCCCGUCGCCAGCGUCGUCCACUCCCUCGCCGUCAGGCUCGGCCACGCCCGCGACGUCUACGUUGUCAACGCCGCCGCCUCCGCCUACUUCGCCGCCGCCGACGUCGCCUCCGCCGAGCGGCUCUUCUCGGAGGCGUCCAGGGAUGUCGCCGACGUCGUUACGUGGACCACGAUGGUCACCGGGCACGCCAACGCCGGCGACGUCGAGCGUGCGAGGUGGUUCUUCGACGCCAUGCCCGAGAAGAACGUGGUGUCGUGGAACACGAUGCUGGGCGCGUACGCCCGCGCCGGGAUGCUGCCGAAGGCGCGGAAGCUGUUCGACCGAAUGCCCAGCCGGAACGCUGCCACGUGGGGCUCGAUGAUCACCGGCCUCUUGCAGUCCGACCACUGCGAGGAGGCGUUGAGGGUGUUCAGCGACAUGGUCGCGAGCGGCGUCGUGCCGAACGAGCCUGCGCUGGUGAGCACCGUCUCGGCAUGCACGCAGCUGAGGUGGAUGGAACACGGCACGUGGGUGCACGGGUACGCCGAGCGAGAGCUGAACGGGGCGAUGAGCGCUGUCCUUGCGACGGCGAUCGUAGACAUGUAUGGCAAAUGUGGGAGCAUCCGUGAUGCCGUCAGGGUGUUCGCUGCAAUGCCGGUGAGAAACAUCUACUCGUGGAACUCAAUGAUCGCUGGGCUUGCCAUGAACGGCAGCGAGAGGCAGGCCCUGUCACUCUUCUGGAAGAUGCAGCUGGCUGGUGUUCGACCAAAUGACAUAACAUUCAUUGGUUUGCUGAGCGCUUGCAGCCACUCAGGUCUUGUAGACGAGGGCCGCUGGUUGUUCUACAAGAUGGUGAAUCACUUUGGGAUCCAGCCAGUCCCAGAGCACUAUGGUCUCAUGGUUGAUUUGCUUGGGCGGUCCGGUCAUGUCAGGGAGGCAGUGGAUUUCGUCAAGAGCAUGCCUGUGGAGCCACACCCAGGCUUAUGGGGUGCACUUGCUGGCGCCUGCAAGAUCCAUGGCGAGGUGGAGCUCGGUGAGGAGGUUGCCAAGAAGCUCAUUGAGUUGGAGCCUCAGCAUGGCAGCCGGUACAUCCUCCUGUCAAACAUAUAUGCCACCUCGAACAGAUGGGAUGACAUGGCUAAUGUGCGCAGGAUCCUGAAGGAUCGCAAGGUCCCCAAGGGUACAGGCAAUGCCAUAGUUGGAAAUGAUUCUCAGUCUUCAGGAUAUGAAAUCGAUUCGUGAUUAGUGCUUCUUUGGACUGAGAAGUGCAUUCAGUGUGACUUUGCACAAGCUGCGUGUGGUAGGGAGGGAUGAACCACCACCUUGGAGACACCAUUGUACUGAAACAAGCCCCCCUAAGGAUAUUACUUUUAUGGGGCAUUUGGAAAGUGCAUAACGGGAUAUAUUCUCAGCAUUCUUGAUGGGUUAGUUUGCAAGUGCUUGGAGAAAAAACACUCAGAUUAUGAAGAAAUGGUGACCAAGGGAAGAACCACCACCUUGGAGACACCAUUGUACUGAAACAAGCCCCCCUAAGGAUAUUACUUUCAUGGGGCAUUUGGAAAGUGCAUAACGGGGUACAUUGUUGGUAGAGACGGAUCACUUCAUUGGAAUUUUCAAGAGCACUGUACUCGGCGUCACAAUUUCCUUGAAGAUGUACUACUAGAUUUUGAGAUUUGAGAAUUACUGGAUAAAACUUUUGAAAGCCUUGAUGCUAAUUCGUUUCUCUGUUCCUGUUCCAGUGCUCCAUUCAACUUUUGGCUUUAUUUUCCUGCAAGUAGGAGAGUUGAAAGAUAGCGGUGCUGCAAUGGUCUUUCUGUGGUCAUUGGGCUGAUACAUCGAGGCUGUGAUAUCAUGUUUCUGGCUUCAUUUUCAGUAAAAUGGAAAUGGUACCACGAGUC
Messenger RNA from Oryza sativa Japonica Group (Japanese rice), 2188 nucleotides. Its product is annotated as pentatricopeptide repeat-containing protein At3g29230. Gene Ontology annotation, molecular function: protein binding. Lineage: Eukaryota; Viridiplantae; Streptophyta; Magnoliopsida; Poales; Poaceae. The record is from RefSeq and is a predicted model, not a curated record.